Messenger RNA from Gekko japonicus, 792 nucleotides. RefSeq names its product gap junction delta-4 protein-like. The coding region runs from base 1 to 792 and encodes 263 amino acids. NCBI's taxonomy places the organism in Eukaryota, Metazoa, Chordata, Lepidosauria, Squamata, Gekkonidae. The record is from RefSeq and is a predicted model, not a curated record. Gene Ontology annotation, biological process: cell communication. Gene Ontology annotation, cellular component: connexin complex. The transcript has 3 exons.
AUGGACUCCUGGGAUUCACUAGGCUUUUUACUCCUCAUCCUCAACUACAAUGUGACCAUUAUAGGAAAGAUUUGGUUAACUCUAACCAUCCUGCUGAGACUACUGGUGAUCUUCUUCGCAGCGUACCCUCUCUACCAAGAUGAGCAGCAGCGCUUCAUCUGCAACACCUUGCAACCGGGAUGCGCCAACGCCUGCUAUGACAUGUUUACACCCAUAUCCCACUUCCGGUUCUGGCUCGUCCAGACUGCCUCUGUCCUGCUCCCUUACAUCCUGUUUUGUGUCUAUGUGUUUCACAGUGUGGCCAGGCAGCUUCUGAAGGCGCCCACAUCGGGCCAUAAAAUUUCAAAGAAGUCUUCCAAAGGGGCGGCAGGCAGCAGAAUCCCCUGUGAGGCAAACAAAAUGGAUAUUCCAGAUUUUUCCAAAGCGUAUAUCGUCCAGCUUCUUCUGAGAAUGCUGGUUGAGGCCUGUUUUGGGUCGGGCCAUUACUAUCUUUUUGGAUUCUUUGUUCCCAGACACAUCACCUGUAGAAGCGUGAUACCUUGUCCAUAUAACAUAGACUGUUAUCCUUCCAGGUCCACUGAAAAAACUAUCCUGAUGUUCUUCAUCUGGGGACUCAGUGGCAUCUCCUUCCUCCUCAGCCUCAUUGACCUGACCUUUGCCUUCCGAAGCAGCAUUGUCAGAAAUCACCGAAAUAAACUACUGAUGGAAGGGCUUGGGGCUGAGGGGAGGUACAGUCCUGUCCAGCAUCAAGGUGACAUGUCAACUUUGGAAGAGGAGGCCAAGACAUUGUAA